Messenger RNA from Amoebophrya sp. A120, 10045 nucleotides. NCBI's taxonomy places the organism in Eukaryota, Dinophyceae, Syndiniales, Amoebophryaceae. The record is from the annotation of a GenBank genome assembly.
AGCACGCCAAUGCAAUAAUCUUCCAGCGUCCUCGUGGAUGAAGAUAUCCGUUGUGUAAGUACUACUUCCGUCGAAUGCGCUUUCUCUUGGUCAGAUUUUCGAAUUCGUUGCUUCUCCUUCAAGGACCUUGUCGUGAUUGGAGUUCAUACUUUCUUUGGCGUGACGAGAUCACGUAGAUCAACAUGUCGCCCCGUAAGACAGCUCGGACUGUGCCGCUUCACGCGGCUUUGUUCCGGCGGCUGCACUAUUUCAACGACAUAAGCUUUUUCAUUCGCAAUGGUUUUUUUCUGAUCUAUCUGAGCCUGUUGAUCGCCUUCCUGCUUGCGGGAUUUAGCCGCGUCGGCUGGGCACGGGUGGUUCGCGACUUCCGGAUCUCGACCAAUUUUCAUGUAGACCCGAGGCUUUCGUAUACGGGUGUCAAAUGGAACAAGGACAUGCAGUGUUUCGGGCCCUGCUACGAUAUGCUCUCCUUGAUCUCCCGGGUGGUGUUUCAGGUUGGAGUGCAUCUGGGCCUCAUCUUGGUUGCGCUGUAUGUGUGGAUGUGGAUUAGAAUUGUAGAGCGCAAGGCGACGUGGCGCCAGGAGGUUCAAUUGCCUCUCAAGCAUCUGAGGUGGUUGUUCUUCCUGGCCUUUUUUCUUCUUUUUCUCGGCACUACACGAAGGCUCGACAACGAGGAGUACGCUGCUUUUCGCACUUAUGGGUAUGAAAACAACUACGACGCGCCGUCAGCGGGACCUGCUGCAGCGUACGGGACCACCGACAGCGAAGGCAAAAUGCAAAAACUUGCAGCCACCCCUGGAGGAGGUAAUAAAGUUGCGAAACUAGAAGAGGACACCAGCAGCGACGUCGCACUAGAUCCUGGGGAGGCCGCAGGAGCUCCACCCCGAGCGCUGAACGCGUCACAAUUGUCACCUCCCGACGACGAGGACGACGUUGGACACAUGGACCACAACGCGAGGACUGCUGACGAAAAUGAAUCUGCUGCUACUAGUACAGCACUGUAUGCCUUUCGAGAACUGCUGCUGCAACCGGACGUGCUCUACUUUCAGGAAAAGCCGCCUGAAGAGGGGGGGCACGGAUACCGGCAGUUGCGGUUCACGGCGCCAAUUACGAUUCAGCGGCAACGGGAUCCGGCGACGGGCCGCGUGCUCUUCGAGUACAUCAUUGGGCGCGACGUUUGGACAAAUGUAGCGCACGAUCUCCGGGUUGAGCCCGAGUGGCGGAACUGGCGGCAAAGGGAAAUGUGGGGCAUGUGGCAGUUUCCUGGCACAAAACGCACCAGCCAGCAUCUCGCCCGUGUUUUCUUUUUUGCGCAGGUUGUUUUUUUUCUUCUCAUCCAGGUACUGAGCGAUGCUCUCAUUGUUCAUGAAGUCUCGUCAGCAGAGAAGCCAGGCGAUGAAGGUGGGAUCAUCAAUCUCACAGCUGCGCCGGCGCCGCCUAUGGAGGUCGACCUAAUGCAGCCUUCAAGUACAACGACGCGGCCCUCAAGCACAACGACAAACGACACGGCGAAGCAUGAGGUUGAGCAAGAAGUCCAGGAAUCAGAGUGUAGAAACAAUAUGAAAGAGAAAGAUGUAGAUGAUAUUGGACGUGGAAGAAGUUGGUCAAGGACCACAACAUCAGUCACUUCUGCCACGACCGCCGCAUCGUCUGCUCCUCCUGCACCAGGCCGAUCGUGCUUGUUCGUGAAGCGAUUGCUGCCCUCUGUCGAAGCGAGGGAGACGCUCCGCCGGGUUCUGCUGGGCGAUCCGCGUCGCUCAAGCCGCUGCACAACUACACUAGUGUGGAUGCUUAUGGAAGCGUCAGGCUUGAAAUCGUCAAAGUUGAAAUAAUCUGUAAUGCAUGAAAUGCAUGACCCGAGGCACGUGCGUUGCAGAGCAGGCAAGUGAGGCCGAUUGUAAGCUUGUUUGGGGUUACAGCUCGAGCUGCUAAAGUAGCAUAAGAAAAUCACUCUUCUUUGCCUAAACAGCAUGACAAACUGCAUUUCGGGACCGCCGAAAUUUGUCAUGCGCCACUUAGAAACUCGGUUCCAACUGGCAUCCAUUUUAUGCAUGGCAAAUUCUUUCAACUUUGUCGAUUUCAACUCUGACACAUCCAUAAUGCUCCUGCUGGCGCAGUUGGUCGGCAGUGCGUUUGUCGGCGAGUGGCACGGCCGGGUCGUGGUCGAGGAGGUGGCAGAAGCCGCAGAAGAUCCAGGUUCCGGACAGCCUCACACACCGCAAAUAAGAACCCACAUGACCCAAACCGUGGCGACGAUCUUGCUGUCCCUUUGCGAGUGGUCAGUUCUCCUCCUCUUCACGGGGAAAAUUACUGCCUGGACACGCGGCGGCCACGCCUCCGAAAAAUCUUCAGAGACCGCCACAAGGACCAGAAAUUGUGCCCAACCGCCGGAGGCACUGACAAAGAGUUUCGCAAACAACUACGGCCUUGCGGUUUUUUACGAACCGCCUCAACACCUCGAACGCGACGAGUCCUUCUCGUGGACGCAGCGGUAUUUCCGUCGCACUAACGCUCAGGAAACGCAGUGGCAUUCCUUUCUCGUGCGCAACUUCACGCUCCUCGGCAGAGCUUUGAGUUCGUCUUCGCCGGAGAAUAAUUUCGAGUUCAUUUUUAACGGCGAAAGUAGAGAUGUCGAUGUCCGCGCAGCAGGUUCGGAGGAAGCUUCUGCAUCUGUGGACGAGCAGGUCAAACAUCGAGUUUCUACCGUGGAGCAUGCGAAACAUACAAGUCAACGCACUGAUGUGUUCAAAGAUAUCAAAUGCGGCCCCGAGAAUAUUAAUGGGCAGAGCAGAUGCACGCCGCGCACUAGCACACACAGAGCAGCAAGACAACAUCAAGUGGGGCCCGUGCCCAAUAAAAUCGAAAAUAAAGAAGAACACGAUCGCGAACAACCUUCUGACAAUGCCUGCUCGCUUUUGCGAGGCAGGUCAAUGACAAUGUCGUUGUCGUCAUCUUUCAUAGACGUACAGCAAACUACUGAACAACAAGAGUCAAUACUGCAGCCUGUGCCACCUGGUGCCGGAAGUUCUAGUAAGGCCGCCCUGCGAGGUAGAGCAUGCGACUUUAUGCCCAUGCGGUUCCUGCUUCCAGUUGGAUCAACGCCUAAGUUUUUCGACCCUCUGCGAGUUCCGCUUGAAACCCUGAGUAUGGGACUCUCGUCUACUCGAGGCUUCGCACGGCCUGCGGAGUUGUCCGAGCUAAGAGUUGUCAACGACGCCAAGGUUUUUGGAAUUGAGAACGAGGAGCAGGUGGAGUGCAAGAACUCUCUUACUGCAGCACCUUUUCACGACCAAUAUGCGAGUACAAGCCUGGGGGAGAUGGUGAUGGAUAAACCUUUGCCUACCUCCUCCACAUCAUCACCCACGGAUCUUUUGGUGGAGGUCGACGGUCGUCGAGCCUGUAUCUUACCGAUCUUUGGCUCUGCGGAUUUGUUCGAGAUUCUGGCCACCACCGGUUGUUUUCUGAUUUUUUUCUACUGCGUCCAGACCGCGAUUUUCUACUAUCAGCGCGACAACACCUACAAGACCUACCCCUACAGUAUCGUGUUCCUCACUCGCACUGGCACGUUUUAUCCCAACGACAUGCUGUUUCAGCUGAACACACAUGUCUUCUGCGUGAUCAGCAGCUUGAUUAUGGUGCUGUUUGUCUUCGAGCUGAUGCCACUCGGCAGCUUGCAGGGGCUGGCUGGUGACAACGAGGACGCCGCCAACAACUGUCCUCAGCACGACGAAGGCCAGGGGGCGGGAAUCCUAAUCCAUCAUGAAGCACAACCAGAAAAAAUAAAGACGCACCACUACCAGACCGACGAGGAGAUGAAGGCGGUUGAGCAUGAUCAGUAUCAAACGAACGAAGGCAGCGAGGUACUGACCUCAUCACCCAGCUGUCCUGGUCUACUUGGCGAAGUAGACUUAAUUGCUGCACAAAAAGAUGAAAGCCGACACGAGGACGGCCAUGGACAUCACGACCAAGCGAAGAGAAGGACAGCGACGAUAUCAAAAUGAAAAAUCCCCCUCCGUAUCAAAGAAAGCGGAAGUCUGAGAUGCGGGCUUUGUGUACACGAAUCAGCUCUGUCCCGUUGAUGUAGAGGACUGGACUGCAGGCACAUGGAAAGCCUGGACAGGAGGGAAGGCGAUGCCCUGCUUAGCGUGGCGGACGUCUGCCCUGUAGUUGUAACAGCACCAACAUAAACCGACUGCAUAAUGCGGGGGGCUUUCUGGAUUUGCCUACUUGCAAGACGAAUGCGACUAGUGGCCACAAAUCAGCGCCGGAAAUCUUCAGAAACAUGGAGCCGGUUCAAUAUGGGGAGGGGAUUCUUUUCCUCGCGAUAGACUACGGCUGCAGGACGCCCCUUGCUGACCACGUGUUCCAGCCCCACGCACGAGAGUGAGGCGAAGAUCGAGGAGGGUGCCCUCGGGCCUGGUGUUCCAUCAGAAGAUACAAAGAAAAAUGAUCACCCUGGUUAUCAUUGCGAUUCUACUACUGCGAGCAUGGCGCAUAUAGAACCUCUUCAGGGACGAUCUCUCGCCAGUUUUUUCCGCUACCCCGUGCAAUACCUCGGGCACGAGCAGCAAAGAUCUCGCCGCGCCACACUUUUAUGCCCGGACACAGAACUAUUCCGGGAAAACAAGGAUGAUAACCGUUGGUCUCGGUAUAUCCUGAUUGAAAGCGUCCCCAUCCCAGAGUCAAGAUGGAGACUUUGCUGCAGAAGCCAGCAAGUUUUGGCUGUUUCGCCAGACAGGUUUGGGCUCCUACUGUAAUCCUGUUUGGCUGGUGCAGCCGCAUAAAAAAGCGAUACGCUGGUCUUGAUUCUCGCAUGACAAACACCUCCCAGCAGAUAGUAGAAUUAGAAAAUGCGCUUCAUGGCGCUGCGCAUGAGAAGCAUUUCGUAGCGGCAUGAAAAUAAAUUUGCAUGACAAGAAGUUUGGGGUGGAGAGGUCGUUUUUCUACAGGAUACGGCACCGCUUUAAGGCGCACCUUUACGGCGCCCGAUUCUGGAUGGCCGCGGGACUUUUUUUAUGCUGUGUAAAAUCGUCCCCAGCCCAGACGAGUUGUCAUACAGAUUUGCAUAUUACGCUUACGCAAUUGCUUGCAAAAAUGCGCAUCGCCAAGGGUGGCGUUUCCGGGCGUGUUUUGACAUUUGUAACGCUGCAAACAGGAUAAGCGGACGGCUUUGUGAGGCGGCUAUCCUUGCUACCCUGCACUACAGUACAGCGAGAAACUUGUGGUCAUGCCUGACUUCCGAUUCUUCCGGCUUUUUGUCGCAGAGAUCCCACCUCGCAGAGUAAUUUGUAUGAACACUUCCAGGUGCGAUAAUUUCUGGUAACAUUCUAGCGGCAAGAAUAGUACCAGUCUGGGCCUCCGCAGGGAGGAAGGAAGACAUACUCGAGGCAGGGCGCCAACCUCUUUGCGUGCUAGGGCCGAGGCCCCUUUUCCUUUUCUCCAAAUUUUUUUUGCAUGCGGGUUCUCACCGUCACACAAUUCCAGAAAGAAAGAAAGAAAGAAAGAAAGAAAGCGACACACCGGUUACAUGUUAGGCAACGUCCACCGGCCUCCUAGCUUAGAGAUGAAUCUAGUUUUAGUGAUGAAUUUAUAUGCGUCAACAGAAACUGAAACUGAAGCACAAGCCUCCUAGCUUAGUGAUGAAUUUUUUAAAAAAUGAUGACAAAAAUUUAUAUGCGCAGCGGCUUACUGCGCAGCGUCGGUUCGUGCUCGUGUGUCGCCCUUCGUUCGUUGCCUUCAGGAGCUUGAUCGUAAAUUCGUACGCUCCUUCUGCUUUGAAAAAAAAUCCGAUCUUCCCAUCUGCCCCCAUCUUCCCAUGUAGAUUUAGGUCUCUGCCCUUUUAUUUCUUCUUUUGCGUAGUGUUGUUGUUUUACCUGACUCGCCUUCGUAGCGCUAGCCCGCGUAACCCGCGUCCUUGCAGGGGCUGCUGUUUUUUUUUCCCGCCUUGCCAGCGGGUUUUGUCUUGGGGAAGAAAGCUAUCUGGGUUCAACGGUCCCCGCCCCCCCCAUCAUCGUGGGUUCGACGGCCCCCGCCCCAAAGGAGACCACUUAGAAAUAAUUUUUUGUAGAUUGCAAAUUUUUAUCGCGAUCAGCCGUUCACCAUCGGCUGAAGCUGCACAUGCAUCCGGUGUAACUUUGAAAAAAGUAGUUUUAUUGCCCGCGGCUUACGGGUUUUCCAUAAAGGUUCGUCGUUAGAAGGAUGCGCGGUUUCUAUUAUUGGCGUCUGGUCUGAUCGCACCCUAUGGCUAGUAUCUGAGAUCAGAAAACCCUUUACUUCGGGGGACAGUAGCGCGCGAAAAAAGUUCGUCGCGGGGGCACCCCGCGUGGUUCGUUUUUGUAUGUUCUCCGCACCACGCAUCUCUGGCUUCGGUCGUGUUUCCCGCUGGGUUUUUCAAACGCGGGCUUGCAAAACCUGUUUGCAUAGGGCGUUCCCAGUAUCCGCGUUUACACAGAUCCCGAUUAGCGCGCACUAGGCGCAACUAUCUCCAUAGACAGUGGCUCCUCCCUAUCUUUACUACCGUCAGGUGCAGCGGCUUUCUGCACAUCGCGCUUAGUCUCGACCCAUAUCAAACCCCCUUGCUAUUCGUCCCACAGCAUAGCAACGUCCGCCGCGGCUUACGGCUAUAGACGUUAACUAUAUCGUGGGGAUUUUCCAUGCGUGUGUCCGGUCCGAGUUCGAAAAAGGGUUCAGGGGUGACCCCCCUGUAUGCAUGCGCGGAUUUAUGUUUCCGAAGGGUUUAGGGUUUUGAUUUGUAUGGACCAAUGCGGCGCGCACAUCGAGUUUCCUGGCAGUGUCGACCUGCUGUGCCCGGCGUAACCCCCGCCGAAUCACGAGCGGAAAGCGCGUCUGAGUCUGAAUCUGAAAGCGAAUCGCGGUCUUCCGAUCCUCGCCGAAGAUUUUCGCACUAUCUCCUUUUGUGGCCGGUGCCUCCGAUUCGAGCUUGAUCUCGAUCUCUUGUCGACCACCGAUGUCGACCUUUUGCAGUAUGCACGCACAAACGGGAUUUUCGAAAACGGAGGGGGGGGGAAGGGACCCCCAUUUGGUUGUCGCGGCGCGAAGCCGCAAAUCUCGUGCUCACGUCCACCACCAGAAGUGUUCCAGCACGGGGCCGCUCCAUGAAAAUGAAACUGAAUCCCCUCCCGCAGGCAAAAAAGAAAAAAAAAGAUCCCACCUUGACUAUGGGGCGCGGGCGGCGUUUUUACUUAGAAUAUUUUUUUUGCCCGACAGGGUGCUCCUUGUCCGGCUUUCUGCUGGUGCACAACCUCACCUGCGCUACCGCGUUGCUCCUCGGUGUGGCAUUCGUCGUGCUGUGCACCAUGUUCUACCAGAUCUACCUUCUCGGCCCUAAGACCCGGAUUUGGCGCCUUCUAUCCUGAGUAAGAGCUUCUACGGCCCCAAAAGCUCCACCUUAUGGAUUAAUGUAGUCCAGUAGAUUAUGAAAAUUUGUAUUCGUUCCAGAAGCCAAGAUGUAGUUUUGGCUCUUGCGCUGGCAGCUUUGGGUCUCUGGUGUAGUCGUGGUUGCGUGGGUAGUGAUGUCGUCGCGUCAUUAUAAACCGAUUGUGUGACUCUGGUGGGAGAGGACGAAAAUUGUAGAUAUUAUAGUUGUAGAAAAUACUGUUUAUCAUGGAGCUGCACAUGAAACACCCUUCGGGCAUACAGAUUUGCAUCACAUCUGUAGGGUAUGGGACAGCCAGAGCCAUCUGUGCCCUGCAAAUAGAGGCGCAAAGAGUGCCGCAUUUUGUUUAGCGUGAAGAAUGAUUAUAUUUAUGUGGCGGAGCAGACGUCUUUACUCAGGAAACCUUCGCCGCCGCAUUCUGCAGAGCCCGGAGCGGGAAAUCGUUCGCUUGUCAGAGUGGUGUUUGCGUCCGACCUUAGCCCGGGAUGAGAGCCGGGGGCGGAAGACCGUGCGUGACCUGUUCCAGCAACCAGAACAGGACAAGGUCUCAGCUACUGAGGCAGCCGGAGGCCUUGUGCGCCGAACAUUGCCCCCUCUGCCAAUUAAUUACAAUGCAGCUGGCCGCUCAAAAAGCCCUGGCCCUGAGGAAGAGGAAGAUCGAAACCACGUAGCACACGACAAGCGCGACAAGGCAGCCCGUUCAGAUGAUGUUUCUUCUGCAUCUGUCGCGUCAGCAGGAGCUGCAUGGUUCUUGACACCGUUGCAGAACCGCUCCAGGUCCUUGCUUGGGAACGAGAUGACGCAAGGCUUGAAGACAGAGACGACAAUAGAAGUAUGUAGUGAGGUCACGAGCGUUUCAAUCUAGAAGCGGUUUUUUUGAAAAGUGGUCUUGUGCAACACAGUCGGCAGUUGUGAAGCAGAAGCGGCCGGAUGUGUUUUUGCACAUUGAAAAGCCCCGCUUCCUCCAAGGUCGCCGGAGCUUUGCCAUCAAACACGCCGGCGCGAACUCUCUCGAUUACCGCUAGGAAAAACGACGUGGCACCAUUGUGAGGCGCCCGCUGCCUGCGGUUCGGCCGAUUUUGGGCGCCCAAAAAGCGGCGCCAAGGACAUAAUAGCGGGAAAAAACCAGCGGAUUCGCACAGUGCGGGUCUUGUUUUGGCACACAUUUGAAGGCACAAAAACCGACCAGAAAAGUCGGCCGCUUGUAAUUAUGCUGGAGGCAUGGCUUUGAUUGCCAAAAGGUGCGCCUUUGUGCAAAACGUAAUAUAUAUGCCGCCAAAAACUGAAAGCUAAGCCGCAUGCUAAUGGCCUGAUUGUUGAUGCCUGCGUAGGGGCCGCGGCCCUGGUGGAGGCCCGGGUGUGGCCGCGGAGUGUGGCGAUAGCUUUCUGCUCACUUUGAAUGCCACCAGCUUCCCGCCUUCCGCCUUCCACCACAAACUGAGAGUCAAGCCGCGUGGUGCCGGGCGCCCAAGAGUCAAGUCGCGACUUUUGUGUUGCGCCUCGCCAUGCAGAGUAUUGUGAUGCUCGAGGCCACCUUGCUAGCCCUUCCAGGUACAAAGAAAAUAAAGGACCUGGCUGUUGCCCAGUCAAAAAAACGCGCCCGACCUCGCUACCUGCGCCUCAGCGGCUAUGGUUAAUAGAUCAUCUUCGAAACAAGAAUCAGGAGGAGCGUAGUAUCCCGGGGGCCGGAGCACCUGUCGUCCUGUAUAACACCUUGACCGCGCACGUAAAUACGAAGGCAAGCCUAUUCCACAGAAAUAGGCUAGCAUAUAAUUAUAUGCAAAUAAGUAAUAAAAAAGGGCGCUUGGGAUUUUUUUCUUGGUUAUGUUGGGCAUACAUAUUCACAAUUUGAAUUUUGGCACUCGCACUAUCAUUACGCUAGCGUUUUUCUGUGUGAUAAAGCCCAACUCUGGGUCAAGUGGGCAGAUGCAUAGGCAGUGUCGUGUGUGUCUUCAGUGUUGUUGCCUUUGCUGUACUGGCGCGCCGGUCAGGGCAGAUGGCUUUCGAAAGGAGCUGGCAACGGGAUUUGUUUAGCGUGAUCGAGUAUAUUAUUAUCUUCGGGACCAAUCUGUUCCUGCUCGUAUGUACUUCUGAGUUCCUGACUCAUCUCAGGCUGGGAAUUUUGAUGGAUUGAGCCACGUUUUUACAGUACCACUUUUAUAAAUACUUAUAUAUAAUGAUACCGGUAGUUCCGCCAUGAAAAAGCGGAAGACGAUGAAGAACCUAAGUAGCUGAUCAAGUAGACGCGUUCUGGUUGUUCUCGCGCUUAACUCUUUCCCCCCGCGAUACCACUUUCUAAAUUGUCUCGAUUCCCGACAUGUAGCAGCAUGGCGGCGGCGGAAUUAGCUGGCAAUAGCCCCGAACUGGAUAGGAUUUCAAUCCAGCGCCCCCCGGUUGAAAUUUUUCUAAUGCUGCUAUCUCCUUCGUGAUUCAUCAUCAUCUGAGAAAUCUCACGAGGCCAUGCCACACCAUGCGGACCCAAUAAAUCGUUGAAACUCAUGAAGGAAAUAUGUUGGGCAUUGAUUGUCCGCGUGUGAUGAAACAAAGAAACUGACUACAGGACGCAACGCGCCAGGAGACUCGCGCCGCCUGCUUGCAUGAUUGGAUUGACAGGGCUAACUGCUGACAGCGAGCCCAGUGAGACACGCG